This is a messenger RNA of Octopus bimaculoides (California two-spot octopus), 2630 nucleotides long. RefSeq names its product SWI/SNF-related matrix-associated actin-dependent regulator of chromatin subfamily D member 1. Lineage: Eukaryota; Metazoa; Mollusca; Cephalopoda; Octopoda; Octopodidae. The record is from RefSeq and is a predicted model, not a curated record.
UGUUGUUAUUAUUGACACCCAUGCCUUUUGGUCUCGGUUGGCUGUGAUAAUGACUUAAUGGUCCAAAAUCGCUUCAGUCGGUGUUGUUGGGCAAGAACAAUAUUUCUUUUCUAAAGAAGAAAGAACAAAAAAAAUACAAAGAAACAGACUCUGAACCGCCGUGAAAAAACAACAACAACAACAACAACACGCUGGAAACAAAACGUUUUUAUAGACAAGAGGAGGGAUUUGAAAUUUCUUUUCUUCUGUUUGAUCUUACACCACCAUCAGCAAAUGUAUAAACUCUGGAUGUCAACGGCAGCUACACCUGUUAUCUUUAUUAUUAUUAUUAUCCUUAUCCUUGUUUUCUUCUCAUUCCUUUACCUGUGAAUACUUUUCUGACGUAGCCUCAGUCUUCCCUCAGCUCUGCUGUUCCUCCUAACUACCAUUAUUGUUUUUACUGUUAUUGAGAGUAAUAAUAUUUCUGUGAAGAACAAGCUCGUUUCAUCCCUGCAAUUGCAGUCACAUCUACAGCAGUUAACUGUUUAACUAGCCGCCUCCUACAGUGGUGCUGAAUGUGUUAGUGUCAGAUCGCGGUCGGCUGUCAAAGUGCAAAAACCCUCAUUGUCUAGUUCAAUGUCAUCUUCCAAGACGCCUUGUUCUUGUGCUCAGGAGCGGUUCCGCCAGCCCAAUUUCCACAAGAACUCAAUGGAAAAGGAUGGUGGCGUUAUCAAUCAUCCAAAGUUGGCCGUAUUGCAGAUUGAGAAGGGACCUCGAGCCCCAUACCCUGGACCACAGAUGGGCAGUGGUGGGCCUCCACCACCACCAAUGGGGAUGAGAGCCGGUGGACCUGGUGUUCCUCCACAUGGUUAUCCAGCUUCAAGUCCCACCUAUAUGACAUUGGUGAUGCGAAAAAGGGGAAAAGCCUCUAGUAGUACUUGCUCCUCUUCCUCCUCCUCUUCUUCCUCUUCUUCCUCCUCCUCUACAUCUCACAAGACUUCAACCAAUAGCAAGACCCGAGAGUCUGGAACCUCAAAAAGAGAGCUAAAGAAGAGAGAAAGGAGUAGAGAGAAAACAAAGAGGGUCAGGAAAGAGAAGUUGAAGAAAAGUGUCCAAUCCCGACAGUCUCACUCCAAUGUGAAUGGUAUGCCUCGAACAGGAAUCUCACCUGGAAUGCCGCCUCCUGGCAUGCAGGGGCCCCUGGAUCGGAAGCGGGCAGCGAACGAAGCAAGAGCACCUCAGCAAAUCUCUAAACCUAAAAAGAAAAAGAAGAUAGCAGAUAAAAUUCUACCUCAGAAAGUUCGUGAUUUGGUCCCUGAAUCUCAAGCGUACAUGGACUUGUUAGCAUUCGAACGGAAAUUAGAUGCCACUAUUAUGAGAAAGAGGCUUGAUAUUCAAGAAGCUCUGAAGAGACCAAUGAAGCAAAAACGAAAGCUACGGAUAUUUAUCUCCAAUACUUUUACUCCUGGGAAACCAGAAGGUGAGGAUGGUGAGGAGUCAGUGUCAUCAUGGGAAUUACGUGUAGAAGGACGCCUUUUAGAUGAUGCUGCAAGUUCCAAGCUUAGCGAUGCUAACAAAGUGAAACGAAAAUUCUCGUCUUUUUUCAAAAGUCUUGUAAUUGAACUUGACAAAGAUCUGUAUGGACCUGACAACCAUCUAGUUGAGUGGCAUCGUACGCCCAACACUCAAGAGACGGAUGGAUUUCAAGUGAAGAGGCCAGGUGAUAACAACGUUAAGUGUACUGUUCUUCUAAUGCUUGAUUAUCAGCCAAUGCAAUUCAAACUUGAUCAAAGACUGGCUCGUCUCCUUGGAAUGCACACCCAGACUCGCCCUGUCAUCAUCAAUGCUCUCUGGCAGUACAUCAAGACACACAAGUUACAAGACCCACAUGAAAGAGAGUACAUUAACUGUGACCGGUAUCUCGAGCAGAUAUUUGAAUGCAAGAGAAUGAAGUUUGCUGAGAUUCCUUCCAAACUACACCCUCUUCUUAUGGCACCGGACCCUAUUGUGAUAAACCACAUUAUUGUCGGACCCUCAGUGUAUAACCGUGACCGGAAAAGUGUUGACAGGAUGGAUGGACCUGAUGCCAAAAAAACUGCUUGUUAUGAUAUAGACGUGGAAGUGGAUGACACAUUAAAACAACAGAUGAAUUCUUUCUUGUUAUCUACGCAAAGUCAACAAGAAAUUGCUACACUGGAUAAUAAGAUUCAUGAAACAGUUGAAACCAUAAACCAACUGAAGAUAAAUAGAGAAUUCUUCCUCAGUUUUGCUAAAGAUCCAUUAGAGUUUAUCAACAAUUGGUUAAUAUCUCAAACCAGAGAUCUAAAGACUAUGACAGAUAUUGUUGGCAACCCGGAAGAAGAGAGACGAGCUGAUUAUUACUAUCAGCCUUGGGUACAGGAAGCAGUAUGUCGCUACUUCUAUGGAAAGGUCCAACAAAGGAGACUAGAACUUGAACAGGCACUUGGUAUCAGGAACGCAUAACAAAUGUCAUCUCCAUAGCAACUGUAUUGAGCCUGUCACCAUUGGCAGCUCUCCUCUUCAACUGAUGUCCAGACCAAUGCAGUUGAUCACAUGACCAUUUUUAUACUGUAGAAAAUCAUUCCACAUUUUUCAGAGAAUAAACUGUCAUUAUUAUAUCACAUUUUCAA